Molecule: messenger RNA, 1895 nt
Organism: Tripterygium wilfordii
Lineage: Eukaryota; Viridiplantae; Streptophyta; Magnoliopsida; Celastrales; Celastraceae
Product: ultraviolet-B receptor UVR8
Exons: 15
Coding region: 230-1555 (441 amino acids)
Source: RefSeq, a predicted model, not a curated record
CAAACCAUGAAUUAAAUGCCAGAUCGGCAAGCCCUUUUGAGAGGGUCCUUCCGGAAGAACCGACUCUACAUACUUCUACAUAGUCCUCAACAGGGCACGUUGCGUGCUUAGGGACCAUGAAUCGCUGCCUUUGAUUCAUAUUUUUAAUCCCCUCACUGAUUUGGUCUCCAUGAAUGAACAACAACAGUAACGACUAAUUGGUAGCGGAAGUCGAUCAGAUUUGUGAAAAAUGUGGAGGAGGAGCAGAGGUUGCGUGCAACUGAUCACGAAAUUGAACUUCAGAAGCCACAAACAGCUACCUUGUUUGGUACGUGACGAGAGAUGGCUAUCUACAUCGACAUCGACAUCGACAUCGACAUCGACAUCGAGUGGGGAGUCGUCGGGGAGGUUGGUAGCGGCUCUUUGGGGGAACGGGGACUAUGGGAGAUUGGGACUGGGGAGCUUGGACUCACAGUGGACGCCUGUCUUCUGCUCCGCCUUUGAUCGUCAAAACCUAACCGCCAUUGCCUGUGGCGGGGCUCAUACCCUAUUCUUAACAGAAACUGGCCGAGUCUACGCUUCUGGUCUUAAUGAUUUUGGACAGCUUGGCAUAUCAGAUAAUAAAAGUUAUUCCCUGAUUCCAUUUGAAGUUACUGCAAUUGAGAAGGAAAUUGUGCAGAUUUCAGCGGGUUAUUAUCACUCUUGUGCUAUUACAGUUGAUGGGGAGCUCUACAUGUGGGGAAAGAACUCAAAUGGGCAGCUAGGGCUUGGAAAACAGGCAGCGAAAGUAGUUCCUUUACCAACAAAAGUUGAAUCCUUGAGUGGAAUCACGAUUAAAAUGGCAGCUUUAGGUUCGGAACACUCGGUUGCUGUUACAGAUGGAGGUGAGGCACUAAGUUGGGGAGGCGGUGGUGCCGGUAGACUUGGUCAUGGACAUGAAUCAAGCAUUUUAGGUUUUUGGAAAAGUUACAGUGAGUACAUACCGAGGCUUAUAAAGAAACUUGAGGGAGUUAAGGUUGCAAGUGUUGCUGCAGGUUUGCUGCAUUCUGCAUGCAUAGAUGAAAAUGGUUCUGUUUUUAUAUUUGGUGAAAGAGCAAGAGAUAAAUUGCGUUUCGGCAAUUCAAACAAUGCAACAGUACCUGCCAAGAUAAGUAAACUGCCAUGUACAGAACAAGUUGCAUGUGGAGGCUACCAUACAUGCGUCGUAACAAGUGGUGGUGAACUAUUCACUUGGGGCUCCAAUGAGAACGGCUGCCUUGGAAAUGGUUCUAUGGAUGUCUUCCACUCCCCUGAAAGAGUUCAAGGUCCUUUCAUGAGAUCUCCUGUUUCCAAGAUAUCUUGUGGUUGGAAGCAUACAGCUGCAAUUUCUGAAAGCAAAGUUUUCACUUGGGGUUGGGGAGGUUCUCAUGGGACAUUUUCUGAAGAUGGAUCCUCUUCUGGCGGGCAAUUGUUUCUUCUUUGUACAGGGACAUGGGAGCGAUGUGGACUUGAGAGAACCGAUGUUGGUCGACUUCGGAAGGAAUGUGAAAGCAAUACAGGUAUCAUGUGGAUUCAAUCAUACAGGUGCCAUACUUGAAUACACCUAGGCUCUUUUGCUAUUAUAGGCUAAAAAGAACAACAGUUUUUUUGCCCCCCCAUUUUGGUUUGAAAGUGCAGUUCAAAAGAUCUCCUUUGGUCUGCCAUUAUUCGUUCAUUCAUGUUUAUCAUGUAUCAACUAUGUCAAAGAAUAAUCCAUCUCUAGAAUUGCGACUACAUAGAAAUGUAGAGAAGAGAGCAAUGUAUCAUAGAUAAAUCCUUGUUUGUUGGCUGUAAACAGAUGUAUACAAUUGCGCGGAUGCUUCAGUUUCCAUGUUAUAGGGACAGAUGUGAGUCCAAAUUGGAAGUCUAUAACAAUAGAAUUGCAGAGUUCCUGUUUU